This is a messenger RNA of Lycium ferocissimum, 683 nucleotides long. Its product is annotated as PRA1 family protein B4-like. Bases 1 to 666 code for a protein of 221 amino acids. The record is from RefSeq and is a predicted model, not a curated record. Gene Ontology annotation, cellular component: Golgi apparatus; endoplasmic reticulum. Gene Ontology annotation, biological process: vesicle-mediated transport. NCBI's taxonomy places the organism in Eukaryota, Viridiplantae, Streptophyta, Magnoliopsida, Solanales, Solanaceae. The transcript has a single exon.
AUGGCUACACCAGCAAUCCUCCCAAUGUCCAAUCCCCAACCCCCCAGCACAACCACCACCACCACCACCACCACCCAAAUCACCCCAACCCCAGCAUUCCGUUCAUUCAUCAACCACAUCUCCACCACCAUCCAAACCGGUUUCACCAACCGCAAACCCUGGUCCGAACUCCUCGACCGUUCCGCAUUUUCCAAACCCGAAUCCAUCUCUGAUGCCUCUCUUCGUAUCCGCAGAAACUACUCAUACUUCCGUGUCAAUUACCUCUCUAUCCUUACCCUUAUCCUCGCUUUUUCCCUAAUUACAAACCCAUUUUCCCUUCUUACCCUUACAGCUCUUCUUGCUGCUUGGGUUUUUCUUUACCUUUUUCGUCCUUCUGAUACGCCUUUGGUUGUUUUCGGGAGGGAAUUUUCUGAAAGGGAGACGUUGGGUGUGCUUUUUGUGUCGACUGUUGUUGUGAUUUUCUUGACGUCUGUUGGUGCUGUGCUUGUUUCUGCGCUUAUGGUUGGUGUUGGGGUUGUGUGUUUGCAUGCUGCUUUUAGGACACCUGAAGAUCUUUUCCUUGAUGAUCAGGAGUCUCCUGCAACUGGGUUUUUAUCUUUCUUGAGCGGCGGUGGGCCCGCCAAUACCUCUGUUGCUGUCGCACCCCCUGUUGCUGCUAGGGUUUGAGCGUAAUGGAUAUGCAA